CAAAAGGCUUUAGUUUUGUGGCUAAGAAAAAACUCAUCAUUUAUUAUUCACAAAUUGCCAUUUUUGCCUCUCUACUUUAUCUUGGGUUCUGUUGUGAUUUACACGGGGAGUGGCUUAUGGGGAGGCUGUCUUUCUGUUCUCCUUGAUUUGUAUCCAAUUUGUUCAUGUGGGUUUAUUGAAUUACAGACUAUACAUAAUUAAAAACUUGAUCUUGAUGAUUCUUGACCAAAUAUUUUAACUAGAUUUUCCUCAUCACUGAUAUAUUCUGGUAGAUUCCUUAGAUUUUCAGUGCAAUUUUCAUACAGAUUUGGGUGUUGGUUGGGUAGUUGAUGUCUGAUUCAUCGAUAGUGUUAAAACAUAUUUGUUUAUGUGAUACUUGUUGUCUACGGUUUUGUUGGCUUAAUUAAAGUGAUACCCAGAUGCUGUUUAAGCAUGAUAGCAUAGAAUAGCAUAUGUUGGGGUUUGCGAAUUGAAGCUUUAAAAAAAGGGGUUUUAAAAGAGGAGAAAACACAGAGAUGGGGCUGUGAUUUGGAGUCAGAUUUGGUAAUUUUUUAGUGUUUUGAAGUCUGUUGGCUAUGUCUCCACAGCUGACUUGCUGACCCGGGCUCCGUGGGCUUUGCCGCCGACCAAGGAAACAGCCACUUUCUUGGCCUUUUUUCCCAUUUAAAACACUCUUUUUCUUCUUAAAAUACUUCAUAAACGCAUCUCUCUCUCUCUCUUACUAAGCUUCUGCCUUGGUUUUUUCUUUGAAAUCCUGUUUUUCUCUGUUUUGUGGCUUUAUGAAAGGUUGUUCAUCGUGUUCUUGGUGCUUGUUUGAAGUUGUGAGGUGAUUUUUGCUGUAAUUUUGUUGUUGGGUUUAAGAUUUUAAGCUCAUUGCUUGUUUGUGAAGAUGAAGUUCAUGAAACUUGGAUCAAAACCUGAUUCCUUUCAGACUGAUGGGAACAAUGUUAGGUAUGUUGUAAGUGAAUUAGCUAAAGAUAUCACUGUUAUCGUUGGGGAUGUCAAGUUUUACCUCCACAAGUUUCCCCUUCUGUCAAAGAGUGCUCACUUACAGAAGCUGGUCACAGCCGCCGCUGGGGAGCCGAACGAUGAAGUAUAUAUUCCCGAGAUCCCGGGCGGUUCUGCAGCAUUUGAGAUAUGUGCCAAAUUUUGUUACGGCAUGACUGUUACUGUUAAUGCCUAUAACGUAGUUGCAGCUCGUUGUGCUGCCGAAUACCUCGGAAUGCACGAGACAAUCGAAAAGGGAAACCUCGCCUACAAAAUCGACAUUUUCCUUAGUUCGAGCAUCUUUCGUAGCUGGAAGGAUUCAAUCAUUGUUCUUCAGACAACAAAGGCAUUGAUGCCAUUAUCUGAGGAACUGAAGUUAGUAAGCAAUUGCCUAGAAUCUAUUGCAAUGAAGGCCUCCGCUGAUGUUUCUAAUGUUGACUGGUCUUAUACAUACAACCGAAACAAACUACUCGAGGAAAACGAUAACAAUCCCAACCGGAAUGGCGUGAGAAAUCGUAGCGUGCCGAAGGAUUGGUGGGUCGAGGAUCUUUGUGAGCUAGAAAUCGAUGUAUAUAUGCGUGUCAUAGCGAGUAUCAAAAGUAAAGGAAUCGUCCUUAAUGAUGUGAUUGGAGAAGCCUUGAAAGCUUACGCGUACCGAUACCUUCCUGGGUUUAGCAAAAGCGUGCUUCGAUGUGGGGAUCUGCUGAAGUAUCAAUCAGCAGUGGCAACAAUUGUCUGGAUGUUACCUUCUGAGAAAGGCAGUGUCUCGAGUAGCUUCUUGUCGAAAUUGCUGAAGGCUUCCAUUUUCUUAGCUUCUGGAGACGAGACCAAAGACGAGCUCGUUCGACUAAUGGGACAGCAGCUAGAAGAGGCUACAGUGAGUGAUCUUUUGCUACGAGCACCGGAUGGUGAAGCUACGACUUACGAUGUCGAUGCUGUGCAGAAAAUGGUGGAGAUAUUUCUUUUGCAAGAUCAUAAUACCGAGAUUGAGUCGCUUGAAGCGGGAAAUGAGCUCGAGGAGCCAAGAGGGGCAGGGAUUUUAUCAGAUGCUACUAAGUUGAUGGUGGCGAAAUUGAUUGAUGGUUACCUCGCUGAAAUUGCUAAGGAUCGUAACUUACCAUCAGUAAAGUUCAUUGAUCUCGCAGAAAUGGUAUCUGGCAUCGCUCGGCCUUCGCACGAUGGGCUCUAUCGAGCUAUAGACAUGUAUCUGAAGGAACAUCCAGGGAUCAGCAAGAGUGACAAGAAGAGAAUCUGCAAACUGAUAGACUGCAAGAAGCUAUCUGCUGAUGCCUGCAUUCAUGCAGUACAAAACGAACGGCUACCUCUACGUAUGGUUGUGCAGGUAUUAUUUUUCGAGCAAGUCAGGGCGUCGGCGUCAUCAGGCAGCAGCACUCCCGACCUACCUAAAGGGAUCAAGGAUCUAACGAGCGGGUCACACGGCAGCUCAAGAUCAGCCACGACGAACCCAGAGGAAGACUGGGAUGCAGUAGCCAUGGCUGAGGAGCUGAAGGCCCUCAAAGGGGAGCUGGCUUCCUUAAGGGUUGCUAAUGGUAGAGGAGGUAGUGAGAGGAAUGGAGUUGGUAAAAAUGGUAUUGACAAAGCAGCUCUUAGUAAAAUGAAGGGCAUGCUGCAGUCAAAGAAGCUUUUCACUAAGCUAUGGUCAAGUAAAGGAGGAGGAUAUGGCGAAAACAGCAGCUCGGAUUCGUCGGAGAGCCUCGGGUCUACUAAUCAGGAGGAAGCGAAGUCAACGCCUUCGAGGAACAGAAGGUAUUCAGUUUCUUAGAAGUUCCAUUUUUGGUGGUUUAGAUCAAAACAGGUCUGUGUUUUAGAUGAGUGACCCUUAGUAGCUAAAAUGAGCAAGAACGAAGUAUAUAUAUAUAUAGGUUAAGAGUCCGUAGUAGCAAUAGUGUAUAUCAAUUAUUACUAUUUAAGGGCAGACCCCACCAAAACAAAACCAGAAAAAAAAAAAAGAUAAAUUUCAAACAUCAAAUGUCUUUGUUAUUUUGUUGCUUGUAUGGUGAAAUCCCAUCGAAGAUGGAUGAGAAUCGUUAUCUAAUAAUAAACGUUGUCUUUGUAUUCA
This is a messenger RNA of Cucurbita maxima (winter squash), 3067 nucleotides long. Its product is annotated as BTB/POZ domain-containing protein NPY2-like. The coding region runs from base 890 to 2770 and encodes 626 amino acids. The record is from RefSeq and is a predicted model, not a curated record. Lineage: Eukaryota; Viridiplantae; Streptophyta; Magnoliopsida; Cucurbitales; Cucurbitaceae. The transcript has 4 exons. Gene Ontology annotation, molecular function: protein binding.